CCGCUCUCCUGCAGCAACCUCCAAGCGCCUUCUCGCUCCCAGCGCAUGUCCCCCGAACCCGGAAAUCAGCAGCCGCCCGCGUUGCCAGCGCCAAGCCCACUGUUUCGUUUCUCCAAUUCUGAAAACCCGCCCCCAUUCCAGCCUGGGCUUGUAACCUGUUCGUUGACUUCGCCCAGACUUCCAUCUUGUCAUGGAGCAACCGGCACACGAGACGAUCGCGCCCGACGAACAGCGCGAGGCCGUCAGCGGCGAUCGCAUGGAAACACCAAAUCAUCCCGAUGACCACAACUUCGAUCAACCAAAUGGGCCAAACGGCUGCUCCCCAGGCCGGGGAAAUGAAACACCCAAAAAUCCCGAACCCGAACCCGAACCCGAACUUGAAUCCUCCUCCCUGCUCGAGAACUUGCCCGCCGAGCUCAGGGAUCAUAUUCUCUUCAGCAUGCCGGACUUGCUAACACUUCAAACCCUCGUUCGGGCCUCUCCCAUGAUGCAUGCGCAGUACCGUAGCAACCGCAACGCCAUCCUUGGUGCCGCUGUGGCCCGCGAGCUGGACGGUUUUCUUGUCGAUGCCUACGCUUGUGCCAUGUCGCGCAGGCAUGCCAUUGGGAAACCCCGGACAAAGGAGAAGAUCAUCGCCCACCUUGACGCUUACCGUGGUUGGAUGUCGGGCUCGCAGAUAGAUGUGGACGCGAUUCGGCCUAGCUAUGUUCGGUGGCUGUCGGCCUUUCAUUUGGACAUCAUUAAGCCCAUGGCUCACCAAUACAGCACGUGGGCGCUCCAAAACCUCUCUCGGGCAACUUCCCCAGCACAGGACCAAGGAACUGUGGAAACACCGGCGGUACCGCAGCCAGAUGUCGCGUUAAGUAGAAGCGAGGAGAUACGCAUUUUUCAAGCCUUGUACCGGUACGAGACGUACUAUCAUCUCUUCGGUUUCAAAAGUCUAGCCGAACGACAGGACAUCCUCCAUCUGAAUGAAAUCAACAACAACUUCUUUGGCUUGUUUAAUCCUUGGGAAGGAGAAGCUGUCGGAUGUAUCGACAUAUUCAUAAGGCAGAGGUACCACCAGAUCUUUGACGACGUCCAAGACGACUUGCACGCCGCGAACCCCGACCUCGACUUCAGGGACGACACAAAGCACAAUGAAGGAUCAAUCUAUGCCUGUACCCAGCGUGAAGAUUCCAUAGAUGGCGCCGUUGCACGGGGUCUCAGGCCCACAAUUGAUGUCUUCACAACCGAGGACCGUGAAACCCUCGUCGCCAAAGUUCACAAGUAUAUUCGUCCUAGCGUGCUGUUGGACGACCCGAUCAGGAGGACCCUUUUGCCGGCGGUACAGGCGCAGAGGCGCAGUACACAUCCCGAUGCCCGGGAUGAGGCCGAGCGACGGAAGGACGUGAUGGAAUUCGCCGGCGACGCCGUCCCGCCCAACGGCCCGCCGCUUGGGUGGGUGCUCUUAUGGAACGGAACCUAUGUCAACAUUUACGGAGAACACGUCCCUCCUACGGUCCAAAAAUGGGGUUAUGUCAUGUGGGAUGAGCGUCGGUGGAGCGAGCUGGAAGCCAAGACCCUCGUAUUGAAGCAGUGGGAGACGGAGCCGGACCGAAUCAAGGAUAUUGAGAUCUUCUACGGCUGGAAGCCCUCCGGGUUUUGAACAUGACUGAUGGGCGGCGUUGAAUAGUAAAUAGUUGGUUAUGUGGUAUCGUUGUUCCCUUCUUUUGUUAUCGCACGUGCCACUAUUCUCCUUCCGAAAACCCUAUCCCGAUAUUGCGGCAACGACCCCUGGACGACCGAGCCCGUUUU
This is a messenger RNA of Chaetomium fimeti, 1797 nucleotides long. RefSeq lists its product as uncharacterized. NCBI's taxonomy places the organism in Eukaryota, Fungi, Ascomycota, Sordariomycetes, Sordariales, Chaetomiaceae. The record is from RefSeq and is a predicted model, not a curated record. The transcript is spliced from 2 exons. Bases 191 to 1648 code for a protein of 485 amino acids.